AUGGCGUGUCGCGGCGGCUGCUGCUCCAGCGCGGGUCGCCUGAACGCGGACAACGCGCGGUUCCUCCUGCUGGCGGUGCUGAUUGUGUUGUACAUGCUGUGCGGCGCCGCCGUCUUCUCGGCCAUCGAACUGCCCACGGAGCGAGAGGCCAAGGAGCGCUGGGAGGAGCGGCUGGAGAACUUCACCCGGCGCCACAACCUCAGCCGCACCGAGCUCCGGCACUUCCUCCGGGAGUACGAGGAGGCUAGCGUGGCCGGCAUCCGCGUCGAUGACAUCCGGCCCCGAUGGGAUUUCACCGGUGCUUUCUACUUCGUGGGCACCGUUGUUUCCACUAUCGGGUUCGGCAUGACCACCCCAGCCACCGUUGGAGGCAAAAUUUUCCUGAUAUUUUAUGGCCUUAUAGGAUGUGCAGGGACCAUUUUGUUCUUUAACCUGUUCCUGGAGCGCUUGAUCACUGUCAUAGCCUACGUUAUGAAGUCCUGCCAUGAGCGACAGCUGAGGAGGAAAGGGGUCCUCCCUCACAAUGGCCGACGGGGCUCAGGGACCUCUGAGGUGGACAGCCUGGCAGGCUGGAAGCCCUCUGUGUACUAUGUCAUGCUGAUUUUAUGUGUAGCAUCACUCAUUAUUUCCUGCUGUGCCUCUGCAAUGUACACACCAAUUGAAGGGUGGAGUUACUUUGACUCACUUUACUUCUGCUUCGUGGCCUUCAGCACCAUCGGUUUUGGUGAUCUGGUCAGUAGCCAGAACAUCAAGUAUGAGAGCCAAGGCCUUUACCGCUUUGGCAAUUUUGUCUUCAUACUUAUGGGAGUGUGCUGCAUCUAUUCCUUAUUUAAUGUGAUCUCUAUUAUCAUCAAACAAUCUAUAAACUGGAUAUUAAAGAAGCUGGACUCUAGGUGCUGCCACAGGUGCCAAAGAAAAUUACUUCGUUCACGGCGGAAUGUAGUAAUGCCAGGAAACGUGCGCAGCAGGAGGAACAUCUCCAUCGAGACCGAUGUCGUCAAUGAGAGUGACACAGAUGGACGCCGGUUGUCAGGCGAAAUGAUCUCCAUGAAAGACUUCCUGGCCUCCAAUAAAGUCUCACUGGCCAUCAUGCAGAAACAGCUGUCAGAAACUGCUAAUGGCUAUCCAAGGCAAAUGAGCUCUAACUCAAAGCAAAAUGGAUUCUCUGGUGGAGUUGGAGCCCUAGCAAUUAUGAAUAACAGACUGGUAGAGACAAGUGUGGAUAGGUAAAAUAAUAGCAGUGAAAGAGUGUGAAACACUUCGGCAAGUAUAGAAACAACAUGAAUCAAGCAGAAAUAGCAAGGCAGAGAGUGUCUCCAGAGGGUGGGAUGGAUGUGAACAGCAUACCUCCUUUUGGAAGACUUUUUUUUGGGGUUGUCACUUAAAGUCUUUGCUCUUUGAAUUGUACCAGUCUCAGCCUUCCUUCCUCCCCUUCCUUCUCUUCCUCAAGCAGGUCACUGUAGGAGAAAUGUAAUUUAUCCUUGAGAUCAAUCUUCCAUGUCCUCUUCUCCCCCAAUGUGAAAUGAAGAUUUCAGGAUAAGAAAUCUGUGGUAUAGGAAGAAGCCAAAUGUGUUAUUUCAAAGAUUGUUCUGAGCUUUCUGUCUUACCCUUGUCAUAUCUGUUUUCUCAAAGUAGCUUCUCUGAGACCAAAAGAGAGGGAUCAGCCUUUCUCUGUGAUAUUGCAGAUCUAAUUCAAUGGAUUGGA
Molecule: messenger RNA, 1705 nt
Organism: Dryobates pubescens (Downy woodpecker)
Lineage: Eukaryota; Metazoa; Chordata; Aves; Piciformes; Picidae
Gene: KCNK13
Product: potassium two pore domain channel subfamily K member 13
Exons: 2
Coding region: 1-1230 (409 amino acids)
Biological process (GO): stabilization of membrane potential; potassium ion transmembrane transport
Cellular component (GO): membrane
Molecular function (GO): potassium ion leak channel activity
Source: RefSeq, a predicted model, not a curated record